This is a messenger RNA of Didymella exigua CBS 183.55, 840 nucleotides long. RefSeq lists its product as uncharacterized. Bases 1 to 840 code for a protein of 279 amino acids. NCBI's taxonomy places the organism in Eukaryota, Fungi, Ascomycota, Dothideomycetes, Pleosporales, Didymellaceae. The transcript has 2 exons. The record is from RefSeq and is a predicted model, not a curated record.
AUGAGGAAUUCUUUCAUCAUAUCGAGCUCUCUGCUCGCCAUCGCCGUCUCUGGCGCACCACUCGUCCUUCCUAGGACCAUAAUUACCGAUCCUGCCCCCACCAAGACAUCCAAUCCUCUCGGGACCGCACACGCAGCCCGCGACCUCGAGCUUCCUGUCGUCAACGGCCUCGUCGAGGAUAUCAAGAUCCCUAACAUCGCCACACUCCCUACUCUCCCCAAGCUCCCUGUUGGCAACGUCAACCUCCCUGUCAGGCGCAACGUCAAUGUCAACGUCCCUAUCGCUGUUACUGUCGAUGACCUCGUCGACAUUCGCGAUGUGGAUGUUCCCCAGCCCACCAUCGCUUUUGUUGCCCCUGCUCUCCCUGCUCUGCUCAAGGCCGCUCGCGACAUCAAGCAGUCUCUUCCCGUUGUCGGUGGUGCUGAUGUCCCUCUUGACGUCGGUAGCAUUCGAGUUGGAACUGUGGACAAGUACGCCGACAACCUGGUUAGCGGCGUAAAGGUUGAGAGCCUUCCUGCUCGCGACAUCAAGCAGUCUCUUCCUGUAGUUGGUGGCGCUGACGUUCCCCUUGACGUUGGCAACAUCCAGGUUGGAACCGUCGACAAGUACGCUGACGAGCUUGUCGACGGUACCAAGGUUGAGAGCCUCCCUGUUCGUGACAUCACGCAGUCUCUUCCUGUCGUCGGUGGCGCUGAUGUGCCUCUCGAUGCCGGAAAGAUUCAGGUUGGCACCGUUGACCAGUACGUUGACCAGCUAGCCAAGGGAACCAAGAUUGAGUCGCUGCCCAAGGUUGCCCGCGACAUUAGCCAGAGCCUCCCUGUUGUUGCGAUUCCCAUCUGA